AUGUCCUCAAACCUCGUAGACACCGUCCCAGGCGGCGAAGACACGCCCUACGAGCAAGACAACUCAGACGUGAAAGCGCACGCCAAACAAGCUGGCCAGCUAGGCGACCCCGCAACCGGCACAACCACCAACCCACACACUUCCGCGUCCAACGCACCCAACACGCAAGGCGUCACGCCGGCCGAGAAGAUUAGAUACGGGCAAUCGAUACAGGAGGGUGGUGCUGGGGGGAAGACGGGGACUGUUAGUGGGGAGGUGAGACAAGGUACGUUGUUUGCAUUUUUUUUGUUGGGUGCGAUGGGCGAAUAG
Periconia digitata is the source of this 309-nucleotide messenger RNA. NCBI's taxonomy places the organism in Eukaryota, Fungi, Ascomycota, Dothideomycetes, Pleosporales, Periconiaceae. The record is from the annotation of a GenBank genome assembly.